Messenger RNA from Agrilus planipennis (emerald ash borer), 3544 nucleotides. It is a transcript of the gene Gycalpha99B, whose product is annotated as head-specific guanylate cyclase. NCBI's taxonomy places the organism in Eukaryota, Metazoa, Arthropoda, Insecta, Coleoptera, Buprestidae. Gene Ontology annotation, molecular function: guanylate cyclase activity; heme binding. The coding region runs from base 221 to 2251 and encodes 676 amino acids. The transcript has 11 exons. The record is from RefSeq and is a predicted model, not a curated record. Gene Ontology annotation, cellular component: guanylate cyclase complex, soluble. Gene Ontology annotation, biological process: response to oxygen levels; cGMP biosynthetic process.
GUUUUCCCGGUUUCCCUUACUUGCGACGAAAAUUUCCCGAAAUACGCGACAACGAAAAAAAUUUUCGUUUAAAAGAUCCGAUAAUUGUUUUUCGCUUGCAGAUCUUACUUAAAACAGAUUCUAUUUGUCAAUGUUAAAAUUUUACAAGUAACAAUGCAGAUGCAGAAAUAAUUUGAAAUUGUUUUGAACUCAUGAGUAAAUUUUCGAAAUAAAGUGAAAAAUGGCUUCGUGCCCGUUUCGUUUACCAUCGAAAGGUAAUGGAUCGAAUGAGAGGGGUGCAAAAAAGUCUCCUGUUACAAGACAGUGUUCGGUUCAAAUUGCAUCUAUGGACGAGGAGGGUGGUGAAGACAAUUGCACUUUAAACUCUAAACGGUUAGCUGCUGCUCUUCGCUUACUGACUUCACCCCCCAAUGAAGCUCUUCAAGUCGCCUAUUCGUCAUUACAAAAGAAAGCGGACUACAAUCUCUGGAGUGGACUUUCUUCACUCUGCCGAUUACCUGACGACGUUAGUACUUGCAAUAAUUACGACUUUUUAGAGGACCUAUACGAUACUGUGUGUUGUGAAAAAGAAAUAAACGAAAUUGAAUUUCUCGAGCAACUAGGUCACGAAUUAAUAGCGACUUCAUCGACGGAGAAACUGAAAAGGGCAUUCAAAUGUUUAGGAAGUAAUUUAAAGGAGUUCCUCAGCACGCUAGACAGCGUACACGACGUUAUCAACCUUCAACAGAAUAUCGAAGAAAUGGAUCACGAGGCCGUCUUCGUUUGUACAAAGAAGAGCGACCACCUGCAGUUCGACUUUACAACAGACAGGGUGGCGGUAGCGUAUUUGUUGAGUGGUACCUUGAAAGCCAUUGCGCACAUGUUUUAUUCUACAGACGUAGAAAUUACUUUCGAACAUGACAAGAACGACCCAAGACAUUUUAGGUACAAAAUUAGGACAACUGAAAAGGAUAACGACCAGUGGGUUUCAAGAAGCGGGUCGUUUUCGCCUCCGGAGUUCCAACUGAGCGUACGGACCUUCUGCAAAGCAUUUCCGUGGCAUUUUGUCAUGGACAGGAAGCUGGAGCUUGUACAAUUGGGUUUAGGUUUUAUGAAAAUGUUCGGUAGUGCUCUAAGGACUUGCGGUACGUCUGUGCCCACGUACUUCAAAUUUAAUCGGCCUCGCAAUCUCAGUCUUUCCUUCAAUGAGAUAAUCAAAAGGGCCAACACGUCCUUUUUGCUGGCCCUUCGACGUCCACCUGGCAUGGAGGACAAGUUUCCAGCUAAAAUGCUUCAGUUAAAAGGACAAAUGGUUUACUGUGCCGAGUCCGAUUCGAUUUUGUUCAUCGGAUCACCUUUUAUCGACGGUCUCGAAAGUUUAACCGGAAGUGGACUCUUUAUUUCCGACAUUCCACUUCACGAUGCGACAAGAGACGUAAUUCUUGUUGGUGAGCAAGCUCGAGCACAGGACGGUCUGAGACGGCGAAUGGACAAAUUGAAAAGUUCCAUUGAAGAAGCGAACCAAGCUGUCGACAAAGAACGGGAAAAGAACGUCAGCUUACUACAUUUAAUUUUCCCCCCAGAUAUUGCCAAACGACUCUGGUUAGGAGAAACUAUAGAAGCAAAGACUCACGAAGAUGUGACAAUGUUGUUCAGUGAUAUUGUUGGCUUUACGUCAAUAUGCUCAACGGCUACACCCAUGAUGGUAAUAAAUAUGCUACAAAACUUGUACAAUCAAUUUGAUGUAUUUUGCGGACAAUUAGAUGUAUAUAAGGUCGAAACAAUCGGCGACGCCUAUUGUGUGGCCGGCGGUUUACACAAAGGUUCGCAAACGCACGCUCAACAAAUAGCUUGGAUGUCGCUGAAGAUGAUGGAUAGGUGUUCUUAUCAUCAAACACAUGAUGGCCAGCCUAUAAGGAUGCGUAUCGGACUCCACACGGGAACAGUUUUGGCGGGGGUUGUAGGGGUGAAAAUGCCCCGUUAUUGCAUGUUUGGUCCGAACGUGACAAUUGCAAAUAAGUUCGAAUCGGGCAGCGAACCACUGAAAAUCAAUGUUAGUCCAACAACAUACGAACUAUUAAAGGACUAUCCAGGAUUUGAAUUUGAAGAAAGACCUCGAGAGUGGCUACCGAAAGGAUUCCCUUCAGACAUUCCCGGGACCUGUUAUUUUUUAAAAAGUUACCGACAUCCCGACUUACCAGAAGAAGCUUCGUUAACUGAACACGUCGAUGCUGCUAGAAAAGACGUAGGUCUCUACACAGAAUCGACGUAACUUGUAAUAUAAUCCGAUAUAAUUCAGGAAAUACCAUUUAAAAUAUUCUGAAGAAAAAUUUAAACCAAUGCAUUAUCCAGAUUUUAAUUCGCUCUAUCCUGAACUUGGUUUUGGUACUAACGGAAAUCAAUCAAUUUUAGAAAGGAUAUUUUAAGAAACGAAAUCCACUUUCGGUGUUGCUAGGGCCAAGAAUAUUAAAUGGAUCUUGUCUUGUCUUGUCUUGAAAACUAAGACAAUAUCAAAAACAAAAAGCUCAUUCGAGAUCACGUUGAGCAAGUCGCGAAACUUACGAAGUCGAAGGUAACGCAGCCGAAAUGCUUUUUAACAAAUCAACUUUUAAAUUAAAGUGUAACAGGGUAAAACAUUCCUCUUUAAAUGUCCCCACCGAACAUUAGAUUACCUCAAUUGUACCUUUUGGUUUUAAUAAAUUAUUAAUUGUUUAAGCACUUUGACAAAAAAUACCAUUAAAACAAAAUACAAUGUUCCUUAAUCAUCAAAGCAUCAUCUUUUAAUACUUUUUAGUUUAUCCCAUCGAAGCGCAAAACUCUUUCGAUGUAAUUAUCUAAUUAGGGAAAAUCGGGGGGGGUACCCUAAACUAACCAUAACCUAACUUUUAAGGGGUAUAUAACCUAAAAUAGAAAAAAAGAACUUAUACACCUUUUAAAUAAUCAGGUGCCUAUAUAAUCAAAUCGAAAAAAAGUUUUACUGUUCAAUAGGACAAGUUGAAAAGUAUUAAGAAAAGAUAUAAUGAUUUAAGCUUUUUUUUUCUUAUUUUCGUAUAUUUGGUCAAGUCGCAUAAGCAAUGAACAAUAAAAGAUGCAGUUUGAGCAAUUUUAUAUUCGGAACGGACAAUUCUUUAACCCAUUUAGUUAAUUAGAAAAUCGAUUUAAAAAAAUACAAAUUUCACGGCGUUAUCCUUGUCUUAUGAUUAGUAGAAAAAUUCUUGUCAAUAUCACUUACUUAAUGACUCGAAUUAGAACUACCGACAAUGCAAAAGAAAAGCAAAUCAGUGUCAUUUGAUGCUUCUAUUAGAGCAUAUUUUUUAAUAUUUUAAAGUAGUCCAGCCGGGCUUUGAACAAUAAAAUCGUAUAAGUACGAUUGACCACACGUCGACUAAAUAUUCAAGUAAAUUAGGACGAUGUUAAUUUAAAAGUAAUAAAAUCUAUUAAUUGAUGGCGAAAGAAAGAAUUUAUGUUUUAGAAUAGAUAGUUUAAAAGUGGGACAUUUUCAGAAUGUGCUUGAACAGCUGACGUACGAGGGUGGAUUGAUAAGUUUCCGGCCUGACCAAGAAAA